Molecule: messenger RNA, 1272 nt
Organism: Necator americanus (New World hookworm)
Lineage: Eukaryota; Metazoa; Nematoda; Chromadorea; Rhabditida; Ancylostomatidae
Exons: 13
Coding region: 1-1272 (423 amino acids)
Biological process (GO): cleavage in ITS2 between 5.8S rRNA and LSU-rRNA of tricistronic rRNA transcript (SSU-rRNA, 5.8S rRNA, LSU-rRNA)
Cellular component (GO): nucleus
Molecular function (GO): polynucleotide 5'-hydroxyl-kinase activity
Source: RefSeq, a predicted model, not a curated record
AUGGCAAAAAGGAAAAGGGAAAUCAGCAGAUCAGUUUCCAAGGACGCAAAGAAUCGAUUCGGAUUGAAUGCGAAUACAUUCCCAUGUUCAAGCAAUGGUCUAGUUGUGAAGCUCAUUUUUCCCGGUGAAAAACACUGUUUUUAUGGUGUAGCGCGAAUUCAGUGCUUAGCGGGAGAGCUGAUCAUCGACAAGUUUGCUAUGCCUUCUGGUGGUUAUCUCAACGCUGAAUCAAUGUAUAUGGUGUGCGCCCCCUAUAGACUCUCACGACCGGCGGUCUUCUAUUCGCCUGCUGCAGAUAAAAUGCUUAUCAAGUACAAACUAAAUCGUUUGAAGUAUCGUCUUAAAGAGAUCACACCACACUACGAGCGCAUAAUGGAAACAGUAGCUGAGAAAUAUCCAGCAGUUAUUGUGAUCGAUCAAAAACCAUCACAAACUGUCAAAAUACUAGAUCAACUUCUCCAGGAAUUUUUUGUACCAUCAACCUCGCUGUCUUCAUGUCAAUAUGAUCGCACUCUAUUCUUCAAAUCCGAUUAUGAGCCAUACGUUGAAGUCUCCGAACGAGAGCUACAAGCAGCUAUGGAAGAAAUCAAUACCAUGAGAACAAAGCAAUUGCGUUGCAUCGUAGUACCUGUUGGGAAUUCAGGUUCAGGAAAAUCCACGCUAGUUCGUCAUAUCGUGAAUGCAAAUUUGCAACAAGAAUUUCCGAUUUAUUUACUUGAUGCUGAUGUUGGACAAUCAGAGUUCACUCCUGCUGGUUGCAUGUCUCUGUGGAAAAUCGUACAACCAAUUCUUGAUAUUCCUUGCACACAUCAACAACAAAUCUAUCCUUCUGCGUACUUCUUUGGAAACAUUUCACCUGCUGAUGACACGGAGAAGUACAAGGUGAUCUUCGAUCGAUUACUGAAUGAAUUCGAAUCCACCAGCGAUCCUGGAUCGUUGCUAAUCAUCAACACUUUGGGUUGGAUAGAUGGAUUGGGAUGUGAACUAUUGAAUCAUAUAUUUGAUGUAGCACGACCGCAUCUUGCACUGAGAUUGUCUUCCGAUCGUGGAUUCGCGAUUCCGAGCUAUGUGAAGAACAUUGUCAGUAUUGUUCCCAAAUGUAAGCCAUUCCAAUUCCAGAUGAAUCUUCCAGAGAGCCAUGGUAGACCAACGCGUUUGUUGUCGUCUCAGUUGCGAGAUAUUGCGCUAGUUGCGUAUUUUUCAACCGCACUGCCCCGCCCGAUUCUUUCGUCCAUCUGUGAUGCGCAGCCAUAUUGUGUGAAGUUCAAGUAG